Molecule: messenger RNA, 3309 nt
Organism: Camarhynchus parvulus
Lineage: Eukaryota; Metazoa; Chordata; Aves; Passeriformes; Thraupidae
Gene: DHPS
Product: deoxyhypusine synthase
Biological process (GO): peptidyl-hypusine biosynthetic process
Cellular component (GO): cytoplasm
Molecular function (GO): deoxyhypusine synthase activity; protein binding
Source: RefSeq, a predicted model, not a curated record
AUGACGUCACGGGGUACUCGCAUCGCCAUUGGCUGGUUCGUGCGGCGCGCCGGAAGUGGCUCCCGCCGUGGCCGUAGCGACCGGGACGCGGCGGGGCCGGACCCGGUACCGGGGCAGGGGAGGUGGGUGGGGAGGGGGCGGCGCUGGGGCGGCUCCCGGUACCGCGGCGAGCCGGAUGAGGAACCCCCGGUAGCACCGGGGAUUGGCGGCGCGGCCGGUUCCGGUUUGAGCGGAUCCCGGCGGGGUGGGGCAGCACCGGUGGCUGUCCCGCCAUGGACGGGCCCCCCGCGCCCGCCGCCCCCGCUGCUCCCGCGGAGCCCCCGGGGCCGGCGGCGGGCGCGGGGGGCCCGGGGGCUCCUGGCGCUGCCCCCGGAGCUGCUGCUGCGGAUCUGCGGCUUCCUGCGGGCCCGGGACGUGCGGCGGGUGCUGCCCCGCGUGUGCCGCGCGCUGCGGGACCUGGCCCGGGACGCGGUGCUCUGGCGGCUCCGCCUGCAGCGCCGCGCCCGCCGCCCGCUGCCCGUGCUGCCAGAGGACGGGUUUGAUUGGGCGGCCGCGUGCGAGGACCUGGAGGAGCACCUGGAGCGCUGGGGGGCCGGGGGGGCCCCCAUGGAGCAUUUCUCCCUGGACGAGGGGCACUUCGCCUCCGUGGACUCCGUGCUGCUGCUGCAGGGCGGCUCCCUGUGCGUCUCGGGGCGCGACCGCAACGUGAACCUGUGGGACCUGCGGGAGCUGGGCCGGGGCCCCCCCGGGAAGGUUCUGGUCAAAGCUCUGGGCUCGGGGCGCAGCGGAACCCACAAGGGCUGGGUGUGGUGCUUGGCUGCGAGGGACGCCCGGGUCUGCUCCGGCUCCUGGGACAGCACCGUGAAGCUCUGGGACCUGGCGGCCGAGGGGCAGCAGUUCGGGGAGAUCCGAGAGAAGGCGGCCGUGCUGUGCCUCUCGUACCGCGCCGACGUCCUCGUCACCGGCACCUACGACAAGACGGUGACCGUGUACGACCCGCGAGCCGGGCAGGCCCAGGUGAGCAGCUACAAGCCCCACGCCAGCGCGGUGCUGUCGCUGGCGGCCGACGAGCGGCUGAUCGUGUCGGGCAGCGAGGACCGGACGCUCGUGGUGUUCGAUCGCCGCGCCGGCUCCGUGCGCCAGCGCCUGCAGCUGGACAAUUACCUGCUGUCCAUGUCCUACCGGGGCUCGCAGCUCUGGGCUGGCGACAACCAGGGCCGGGUGUAUUUGUUCGGCAGCGGCGGCGGCAGCUUCCAGCCCGCCCGGUAUUUCGACGUGGGGCACCGGCUGCAGAUCACGGGGCUCUGGCACUCGCUGGGCUCGCUCUACACCACGUCCACGGACAGGACGCUGCGGAUCCACGUGCCCACGGAUCCCCCCCGCACCAUCUGCUCCUGGACGCACGACGAUGUCCUCAACGGGAUCAGCGUGGAUGGCGACGUGGUGGCCGCGGCCUCGGGGGGACUCUCGGUCGAGGUGUGGAGGCUCCGGACCUGCGCCCCCCGCUCCGGCAGGGCCGGGCCCGCAUCCGGGACCUGGGUGGGGCUGGAAGCUGCCGCCUGUUCGUGGAUAUUAAAGGAUUGGACUGGAACGGAGCUUGUGUGCCCCCGAGGGUUUGGGGCGAAUUUGGGCGGGUUUGGGGCGCUGCGACCAUUUCGGGGCUCCCUCGGUGCAACGGCGCCUUUUCGCGUCCUCGAGUUUCUUGUCCCUCCACGGCCGCCGUCCCGCCAAGAUGGCGGCGCGCGGCUGUACGGAAAAGGCGGGCGGGAGGGCCGAGCAAGAUGGCGGCGCGCAGCCGUACGGAAAAGGCGGGAGACGCGCGCAGCCGUACGGCGCGGGGGGCGUGGCCCAAGAUGGCGGCGCCCUGAGCGGCCCGGCCGAGCCAUGGCGGCGCCGGGAGAGGCGCCGGGAGAGGCGCUCCGGGCCGUGCUGCGGCCCAGCGGGGCCCUCCCGGCCGAGGCCCUCCCGGUGCGCGGUUACGACUUCUCGGGCGGCGCGGACCACGCGGCGCUGCUGCGCUCCUUCCGCACCACCGGCUUCCAGGCCACGAGCUUCGCGCAGGCCGUGGCGGAGAUCGAGCGGAUGAUCGCGGCCAAGCUGGAGCCGCUGAGCGCGGAGCAGCGGGAGCGAGCGGCCAUGGCCGGGCCGCGGGCGGCCUCGGGCUGCACCAUCUUCCUGGGCUUCACCUCCAACCUCGUCAGCUCCGGCGUCAGGGAGAGCAUCCGAUACCUCGUGCAGAACGGCAUGGUGGACGUGCUGGUGACCACGGCCGGGGGGGUCGAGGAGGACCUGAUCAAGUGCCUGGCCCCCACCUACAUCGGGGACUUCCACCUGCGGGGCCGGGACCUGCGGGAGAACGGCAUCAACAGGAUCGGGAACCUGCUGGUGCCCAACGAUAAUUACUGCAAGUUCGAGGACUGGCUGAUGCCCAUCCUGGACAGGAUGGUGGACGAGCAGGACACGCAGGGCGUGCGGUGGACGCCGUCCCGGAUGAUCGCCCGGCUGGGCAAGGAGAUCAACAACCCCGAGUCCAUCUGUUACUGGGCCCAGAAGAACAACAUCCCGGUGCUGAGCCCCGCGCUCACCGACGGCUCCCUGGGGGACAUGAUCUUCUUCCACUCCUACAAACGCCCGGGGCUCGUGCUGGACAUCGUGGACGACCUGCGCCUCAUCAACACCCAGGCCAUCUUCGCCCACAAGACCGGCAUGAUCAUCCUGGGCGGGGGCCUGGUCAAGCACCACAUCGCCAACGCCAACCUCAUGAGGAACGGCGCCGAUUUCUCCGUCUACGUCAACACGGCGCAGGAGUUCGACGGCUCCGACUCGGGCGCGCGGCCGGACGAGGCCGUGUCCUGGGGCAAGAUCCGCGUGGACGCCACCCCCGUCAAGGUUUACGCCGACGCCUCGCUCGUGUUCCCGCUGCUCGUGGCCGAGACGUUCGCCCGGAGCGCCGACGCCUUCGGGGGGCCUGCGGGGACCCCCGAGGCGUGAGGGACCCCCAGGAGGGACCCCCAGAGGGACCCCCGAGGCCUGGGGGACCCCCAGAGGGACCCCCGAGGUCUGGGGCACCCUCAAGGCCUGGGGAGCCCCCAGGUUUGAGCCCUGAGGGACCCCCAAGGGACCCCCCAGCUUUGGGUGUGCUGAGCCCCCCGACCCCCUCAGGAAGGUGGGGGACAGUGGGGUGAGUCCCCCUGGGGGGGACAGGGGGGAUCCCCCCCCAGACCUGCACCCCCUGUCCGUGUGUUCCUCUGUCCCCCUCCCCUCCAUGGCUGUGUUUAUUUAUUCGAGCUCCCAAUAAAGCACGGCAGG